GCGGAUGACGGUCAGUCAACAAAACUUUGUAAUUCGACCGAAACUUACGGACGGCUCGUAUCGCGCGUUACGCUGUGAAAGUCACCGUUUUCCUACAGAAUUCGGUAAACAAAAGUUUCCUCGACGCGCUGCACAUUUUUCCAAGAAAACGUGCGAGCGAAUUUCUAAGAAAUUGAACGGUGUUGCCAGGUGUUACCAGGUGAAUGUGACCGUUUUGUGCUGCGUUACCUGGACUCACCUGAAGGGACAGCCGUGCGGCGGAUCGCAUUAAAAUCCGAAAGCUUCGCAUCUUUUUAUACAGUGUGACCGUCGAAGAACGGCCCGUUCCAGUUACCGUGAAUUCAAGUGCAGUGACAGUUGCGUAUGAAAAUUUUGAAUAUACAUUAUUCAGCAGUCGAGCGAUCGUCUCGUUACACGCGAUGUCCCAGUAUCUGUAAUCUCAUUCCGAAUGCCGUGAUUUCGUUAGAAAUUCGUUGAACAUUCCGAAACGCGUUUCCUCUCGUUCCUCCUGUAAAUUCGCACGCGUCGCGGCACGUUGCAGGAUGUUUCACGCGCGUUCGUAUAGGUACGCGAUCAUGAGAAAGAAGUGCGAAACGCGGCGGUGAGUCGUAGGGAGACGUGUCGGACACCGAGUAAAAUGUAAUUUGGCGAGGGAAGUCUUUGGACUUGGUGCGUCGAUCCGAAAGUAAGAGAAAGAAAAAGGGAAAGAGCCGCCGAUAAUACGGGAAUCGAAUGGAAAAUUGCACGGAUGCUACGUGAUCGUCGGGUUCCACGAAAGAAGGAGGGACUGCGAGCAAGAGGAAUGUUGUCUCACAGGUGUACGUCGUAAUGCUCUUCCGUUACGCCUACCGAAAGAAAACGUAACCGAGGCUGGAUCUCGCCGCGAGGGACUCGAAAAUGCGGAGAGCGUUCAGGAAUCGUCGCUGCUCGUUCGCGUGAUUCUCGAUCGCGGAUUGUAUGACGUUUUCGUUGCGAAGUGCGAGGGAAGUGGAACCGACAGAGCGGAUAGGUCAGAAAUUCACCGAGUAACAUGGAGAUGCAGUGGAGAAAUGCGGUGGCGGACCUGUCGACCUUCCUGAGCACGAGGACGCGAAUUCUGUUUGCCGCUGUCUAUUUCAUCUGGAUCGCUGGCAGCGCCUGCGCCACUGAGACGCUCGAAGAGCCGCGGUUCACCAGCCAGCCUUCCAGCAGCGGCAACAUUCUCAGCGAGAAUCGAACGAAAUUUAUGGAGUGUACAGCGAUAGGAUACCCUCAGCCGAAGUACAAGUGGUUCAAAGAUGGCGUGCCGCUUACCAACGAGCUUACCUCCGAGCCUUACUUCCGAAUACAGAGCACACGCAGGGAGGACGCAGGAGUCUAUCACUGCGUGGCCACGAACGACGUGGGAUCUAUAUUUAGCGAAAGGAUUACAUUUGCGGUAGCCUAUAUGGGGGUGUUCGAGGAUCUCACGGAGAGGAUAGUGUCCGUAAAAUCUGGCAGCGCAGCUGUUCUAACUUUGCCACCGGUUGAAAGUCACCCUGCGCCCGCCGUCACGUGGUUCACGUCCGAUGGAUCAUUGCUCUACGGCAUCAAAUAUGCGGCGGUCGAUCAUACGCUGCUCAUCUUGAACGCGUCCGACAGCGACCAAGGCUUGUACAGGGCCAGAGCCAUCAACACGCAAUUAGGGAAGGAAGAGAACAGUCCGUUCUUCAAGUUGCAAGUGACCGGCGACGCGAACGCAGAAGUAGCGCCCACCAUCAUAGUGAAACCGCAAGAUAUGCAGAUACUUAAGAAUCAAGCUGUUACUUACAUUCAUUGUAUAGCGAACGCUAGAUCGCUUCACGAGUUGAGAACUUUGUGGACAAAGGACGGGAUUCCCAUUGAGAACUCUGGGAUAUCGUACAGCUUUAACGACUCUUGGAACAGGACUUUAGCGUUAAUAUCUGCGAAUGUGACUUAUACCGGUGUUUACUCCUGUCACGUGGAUUUACGGAGCGGCGGAUACCCUACUGUGAAUGCUAGUGCAAAAAUUGUUGUGUAUGAGAAGCCAACGUUCGUCGCAGAAUUGAAGAGAGAGACUCUGAGCGAUUACGGCUCGAUGGUAACUUUACCGUGCGAUGCUAUUGGCGUUCCUUCCCCUAACAUCACCUGGUUUCGCAAUGCUGAGCCCGUCGAUCAUCUUCUUGGAUCUAGGUACGCGAUGGACGAAGAUGGAUCGUUGACUAUUAAAAAAUUGACUAUGCAUGAUUCGGGAAUGUUUCAAUGCCUCGCUUCUAACGAAGCCGGCGAAGCAUCCAGUUACACCUGGUUGAAGGCAAAAACGUCGGGACCAAUUAUGGAAAAUGGUCCGCAGAAUCUGACUAUAUUAGAUGGGAAGGACGCAACGUUAGCCUGCAACGCUAUAGCAGCUCCAAUACCUAAUACUACAUGGAUUUACAACGAUACGUCUCCCGUGGAAAUCGCUGGAAGAGUGCAGGUAUUGGAUAACGGGGAUCUCUUGAUUGCCGCGGUGAAACCGAACGACGCAGGGAAGUACACUUGCAUCAGAGCGAACGAAGCUGGUUCUGUAAACGGUUCUGCGUUUCUGUCCGUCUUGGUGCGAACUCAGAUUAUCCAACCACCUGUUGAUACGUCUGUGCUUCUCGGGUACACUGCGGAGCUGCAGUGCAAAGUCUCGAACGACCCCAGUGUUCUGUACGAUAUAGCCUGGUUUCACAAUUCACAAGUUAUAAAUACCCACGCCAGUCAGAGAGUGAAGAUGCGCAGCGAUGGCACACUAGAAAUAGUUGCAGUUCGUGCUUCCGACGUGGGUGAAUACAUGUGCUCGGUGGUUUCCCCCGGCGGAAACGAGACUCGAUCGGCGCGCCUUAGCGUGAUCGAGUUGCCCUUCGCACCAAUCAACGUUAUGGCUAGCCGAGUGGAGAAAAUAUCCCCUCGCACCAUAAACGUUAGUUGGGUUCCAGGGUUCGAUGGCAACAGUCCGACCAGAAAAUUCAUAAUCCAGAGGAGAGAGGUCUCCGAUCUUGGACCUAUUCCGGACUCCGCUCUGAACUGGAUCACCGAGAACGACAACGUCUCGGCGCAAAGUCGUUGGGUAUUGUUGAACAAUCUGAAGGCAGCUGCCGCCUAUCAGUUCAGAGUGAGCGCGGAGAACAGUGUCGGCGAAGGCCCACCUUCCGAUCCGAGCAAUAUAGUGGCUCUCCCUCAGGAGCCUCCGAGCGGACCGCCAGUGGGAUUCGUCGGCUCCGCUCGAUCGUCUUCGGAGAUAAUAACGCAAUGGCAACUUCCCAUGGAGGAAUAUCGAAACGGCCAUAUUUUAGGAUAUAUAUUGAAGUAUAGAUUGUACGGUUACAACGAAAGUCCCUGGACGAUACAAAACAUCACCAACGAAGCACAAAGAAAUUACCUGAUCACCGAUUUAAUUACAUGGAAGGACUAUAUCGUGCAGAUAGCAGCGUACAACGAUAAAGGCGUCGGGGUAUUCACCGAAGGCUUGAAGAUCAAAACUAAAGAAGGAGUGCCGGAAGCUCCGCCAACCAACGUCAAAGCGAAAGCCAUAAAUUCAACGGCGAUCAAGGUUUGGUGGAAACCACCGAAUCCGCAGAAGAUCAACGGCAUAAACCAGGGUUACAAGCUACAAGCCUGGAUCAGCCAGAAUUUCACCGAGGCGAGCGAAUACAAGUCAAUGACAGUGCCACCUAGCCUGUUCGACCCCCUCGCGGAACAAAGUGCCAUCAUGACUGGACUAAAGAAAUAUACCUUGUACAAUAUAACCGUGCUGUGCUUCACCGAUCCGGGCGACGGCGAGAGAAGUUUACCAGUCAAAAUUCGUACGCGCGAGGACGUGCCCGAGGAGGUGGAGAACUUGCAGUUCGAGGACAUCAGUGAUCGUUCGCUGACAGUCAAAUGGAGUCCUCCUCAAGAGAUCAACGGAAUCCUCGUUUGUUACCAGUUGAAAUACAUGAUCAAGGAUGUAUCGGAAUCGUUGAAAUCCGAUAAUUUCACGGCUGACGUUCUCUCGGCGAAAAUCGAACAUUUGCAGGCAAUGACUCACUACAAGUUCGAAGUCGUUGCUUGGACCUCGGUGGGUCCUGGUAAACCAAAAAUCGCCAUAAUUCAAUCGGGCGUUGAGCCUGUUCUUCCAGAGCCGCCUACUAAAUUGGCAUUGUCUAAUAUAGACGCGUUUUCCGUGGUACUUCAGUUCACGCCAGGAUUUGACGGCAACUCGUCCAUAACGAAAUGGACGGUGCAAGCGCAGACGACUAGAAAUACCACCUGGUACAACAUAUACGAAGUUUCGGAUCCUGAUGCUAGUACAAUUACCGUGGGUAGUCUGAUACCUUUCAUGCAAUAUAAGUUGAGAUUAAUCGCUAACAACGUCGUCGGUUCGUCUCAACCGUCGGAGCCAACGAAGGAGUUCCAGACAAUUCAGGCACCGCCUUCGCAUCCUCCCAGGAACGUUACGGUUCGCGCGAUGAGUGCUACAGAAUUGCGGGUCAGAUGGAUUCCGUUGCAACAGAUAGAAUGGUACGGCAAUCCGAGGGGAUAUAACGUUACUUACACAGAAGUGAGGACGAAUAUAUCUAGAAGUAUAACUAUAGACGAUCACACGGCGAAUUCUUAUGUAUUAGAAAAUAUAGAAGAGUAUGCUCUCUACGAAGUCGUAAUGCAAGCGUUCAACGACGUUGGGUCCUCUACGAUAAGUCCCAAAGCCAUUGAAAGGACUCGAGAAUCAGUUCCUUCGAUGGGGCCCAUCAAUGUAGAAGCAAACGCUACCUCUUCUACAACUAUAUUAGUGAAAUGGGGCGACGUCCCUAUCGAGCAUCAGAACGGGCAAAUAGAAGGUUUUAAAGUUUAUUAUGGUGCAAAUGCUAGAUCUGCAUUCCAGUAUAAAAACAUUCCUAGUAAUACUACUUUCACGACGACUCUGACAGAGCUUAGAAAGUUUGUCCAGUAUCAUGUACAAGUAUUAGCGUAUACAAGACUUGGUGAUGGUACAUUGAGCACCCCUCCAGUUAGAGUACAAACAUUCGAAGAUGCUCCGGGACCACCGUCGAACGUAUCAUUCCCUGACGUAAGCUUCACCACUGCUCGUAUCAUUUGGGACACUCCGGAGGACCCAAAUGGGGAGAUUUUAGCAUACAAGGUCAUGUUCCAUUUAAACAAUAGUCAAGACCAUCAAUUCUCCAAAGAAUUUCCCGCGUCGGAUCGAACCUUCAGGGCUACUAGUUUGGAGCCAGAAAAGUAUUACAUGUUUUCUGUGACAGCGCAAACAAGGCUAGGCUGGGGUAAAACAGCGUAUGCUCUUGUUUUCACUACGAACAACAGGGAACGUCCUCAAGCGCCAUCGAUGCCCCAAGUUAGUCGGUCGCAAGUACAAAGUCGACAAAUAACGUUCACGUGGACGCCUGGUCGCGACGGAUUCGCUCCGUUGCGUUAUUACACGGUGCAACAAUCAGAGAACUCAGGACCGUUCCAGACAAUCCCCGAAAGGGUGGAGCCAACGUUAACGUCUUACACGGCAAACAAUUUGAAACCUUUCACGUUUUACCAGUUCCGAAUACAAGCCACCAACGACAUAGGCCCGUCGACUUGGAGUACAGAAUCUGUACAAGUCCAAACCCUGCCAGCGGCACCUUCCCGAGGUGUCAGUGGUUUGAAAGUCGUACCGAUAACAACCUCUAGUAUAGAGGUCCACUGGAACGCCAUAAACGAAGUGUACUGGAGCGGAGAUCACGAGACAGGCGGCUACCGCGUUAUCUAUCAACCGGUUUCCGAUUUCCCAACUGCUCUUCAGGACACGCCAAAGGAAGAAAUUUUAGGAAUAAAGGCUACAAAAAUCGUGUUAACCGAUUUAACCGAGGAUAGGUAUUACGAGGUAGUCGUACUGCCUUUCAACUCUGAAGGGGAAGGUCCGUCGAGUCCUCCGGUGACCGUGUAUGUUGGAGAAGCAGUUCCUACCGGGGAACCGCAGCAUUUAAAAGCAGAAUCAAUUUCUUCCACGGAAGUGCAUUUACGUUGGAAACCACCGCAAGCUAAUAUGCAAAAUGGAGACUUACUAGGAUACAAGAUCUUUUAUCUGGUAACCGAUUCCCCUCAAGAAUUAGAGAACAAGCAGGAGGAAGAGAUAGAGGUUGUGCCAGCAUCCUACUUAACGCAUAACUUAGUUUUUUUGGAUAAGUACACGGAGUAUCGCAUUCAAGUGUUAGCAUUCAAUCCUGCUGGCGAUGGUCCAAGAUCCCCGCCAAUUACUGUCAGAACUAAACAGGAUAUACCAGGGCCACCUUACAAUCUCCAGUUCUCGGAGAUCACAAUGACCAGCCUUCGUGUCUCUUGGGAAGCGCCGAAGUCGCGAAACGGUGAAAUAGUCGGUUACAUCGUCACUUAUGAAACGGCGGAGCAAAACGAUCGUUUCAGUAAGCAGGUGAAACAAAAAGUGACAGAAACUAGCUUACUGAUUCAACCUCUGGAAGAGGAGGAGACGUAUACUUUUAUGGUUCGAGCUCAAACCAUUGAUUUUGGUCCGCCUAUAUCUGGGAAUGUGACGACAGGGCCGCAAGAAGGUUCCCCAGUGGCACCUAGCAAUCUUGCUGUUACCAAAACGGUGUCCAGCGUGGAAUUACAAUGGACUAACGGUGCUUCCGGAAAGGGGCCUAUACUGGGGUACUAUAUCGAAACACGUCGGAAAGAUGACAGCCGUUGGCAGACAAUAGUGCGCAGCAGUAACGGGCCAUUGGCGGAAUAUUCUAUUUCCUAUCAAAAUCUGCUUCCAUCCACGUCCUAUCUCUUUAGAGUGAUAUCGUACAAUCGUUAUGGAAUUAGUUAUCCGGCGUAUUCCACGGAAACGAUAUUAACCCCUUCAAAACUAUACCUCGAAUAUGCAUAUCUGCAACACAGGCCAUUCUACAGGCAAACCUGGUUCAUGGUAACCCUAGCUGCAACCUCAAUCAUAAUCAUCAUAAUGGUCAUAGCGGUGCUAUGCGUGAAAAGCAAAAGUUACAAAUAUAAACAAGAAGCACAAAAAACGUUAGAAGAGUCUAUGGCGAUGGACACAGACGACAGACAAGAGUCUGAUUUAGAACUUUAUAGAUCAAGGCAAGGGGGUGGUGCGAUCAACAUGGCUAAUGCUUGCGGUACCUUGGGGAAAAGGAGCACGCUGGCAAGGAAGUCCAUGCAUCCGCCUCCUCCUACGAUGUUAGGUAAAUCACCUCCCAGACCGUCUCCAGCAUCGGUCGCCUAUCACAGCGACGAGGAGAGUCUGAAGGGAUACGAUGAGAAUCCCGACGACAGUAGCGUUACAGAGAAACCUUCUGAAAUUAGUUCAACGGAUUCACAGGGAUCCGAAAGUGAGAAUGAAAGCGUACAAUCGGACCCACAUUCCUUUGUGAAUCAUUACGCUAACGUGAAUGAUUCGUUAAGACAGUCGUGGAAGCGGCAAAAACCAGUUAGAAAUUAUUCGUCGUACACUGACUCCGAGCCCGAGGGUAGUGCUGUUGUCAGCUUAAACGGUGGACAAAUUAUUAUGAAUAAUAUGGCGAGGUCGAGGGCGCCAUUGCCCGGUUUCUCGUCGUUCGUAUAAAUGAUUAAUAUGGAAAACCUUUAAUACCGAGAAAUAUGAAACUUUUAUAAUGUAGAUAAGGUGCCGGUUCAGCGUAACGAUACCAUUCGAGAACGUGUGCCGCGGUAAUUGAAUUACAGUCGAGUUGUGCUGAGUACGAGAUUGGUUGCUAUAUAAUUCAAUGUUAAAAAAUUGUUGACCUACGAAAGGAAUUUCGAAAUCGAUUAGACACGCGAGAAGAGACUGUUUGUUAUAUCUUUUUAUCGUUCCCGUAGACCAAAAGACAGAUUGGUAGAAUUUUAAUGACUCAGCACUGAAAUUUAAUGUACACAGAGUUAAAGACUUACGUUGAAACACGUUCAUAAGUGUUUCACGCACGCUAACACUUCGUAAUUUUAAAUGCUUUUGGCACCACCAUGUUGUGAUAUAUUGAGAUACAUAUUAUUUAUAACGACGCUAGAUAAGGAUCUAAUGUGUAUAAUGAAUAUUUUUUACUUUUAUUAAGUGAAUCUGAAUCAGAAUUGUUCUACGGAUCUCGACUAAUGCAAUAGUUGCAUUUUAUUUCAAUUGGAGGAGGAACGUCGUUCUGAGCCAUUUGUUAAUAUACUCAAAAAGCAAUAGAAUUAAUGUUAUUAGUUAACAUGGAGUGACAUACAGUGUAACGAAAACUGCCAGAAAUAACAAAGUAAUUAUUCAAAUGGAAAGAAACGAUAUUUUGAAUACUUAAUUAAUAUCGGGUGAAUCAGAAAUCCAACUGGAAUUUCUGUUUGCAUUUUUUUAGUAUAAAUUUUUAAAAGAUUUUCUUUAGAACGUUUUAAUUCGAGACAUCGAAUAGAAAGAAAUCAUAUAGGAGGUCAGAAUAGAUUUAUAAAGAAUCAGGCCUAUCAUAUCAAUUUUUAAUGACUUUCAUAUACUAAAGAUAUCUGAGUCUGAUAAUGUUAUUGUAAUGAAUAAAUAGUAAACAUACGGAUGUUUAUGCAGAAUACAGCUGCGUACAUUUCUAAAUAUUUGUAAGGAACUUCUUACGAUAAUAUAUACUGUACAUAAAAGCUUAUAUUAAUUACGAAUUAGUGAUACAUUAUUGAUACAUCUGUACAUUUAGUGCACAGCUUCGCCAAUGUUAGGUAAAAUAUUGUGCUGAACAAUCUAUAGGCAACGUAAUUUAUCUUGGAA
Messenger RNA from Nomia melanderi (Alkali bee), 8710 nucleotides. RefSeq names its product sidekick cell adhesion molecule (gene sdk). Gene Ontology annotation, biological process: cell-cell adhesion. The record is from RefSeq and is a predicted model, not a curated record. Lineage: Eukaryota; Metazoa; Arthropoda; Insecta; Hymenoptera; Halictidae. Gene Ontology annotation, molecular function: protein binding.